Messenger RNA from Punctularia strigosozonata HHB-11173 SS5, 5805 nucleotides. RefSeq lists its product as uncharacterized. The transcript has a single exon. NCBI's taxonomy places the organism in Eukaryota, Fungi, Basidiomycota, Agaricomycetes, Corticiales, Punctulariaceae. Gene Ontology annotation, biological process: proteolysis. Bases 1 to 5805 code for a protein of 1934 amino acids. Gene Ontology annotation, molecular function: zinc ion binding; nucleic acid binding; aspartic-type endopeptidase activity. The record is from RefSeq and is a predicted model, not a curated record.
AUGGCGAACCGUACGCCAAUCGAUAUGCCUAUUCCGGGCACUAAGCAAGCACCAUUCUUCAAAGGGAGAUGGUACGAAGUCAUCCCCUUCCUCGAUGCCUAUGAGCAACUCAGCACUGUCAACAACCUGGACAAUACCACGAAAUGCACUUACCUAUUGAGGUACUGCCCUCGACAGGUCGCCGAAGUCAUCGAAGGCAUGCGCGCCUUUCACGCGCGCAAUUGGCCGAACCUUCGCGCUGAAAUAGAAGAGCAAUUCAGUGCCGAUAGAGCAGACAGACGUUUUGAAAUUCAAGACCUAGCUCACGAACUCAAACGAUCUCGGCGCGGACAUAUUCGCAACAUAUACAGCUUCCGCAACUAUCUUCGGGAGUUCGGACGCAUCGCCGGAUGGCUCCUAGACAAAGGAAAGAUCAGCGAACGCGAACACGACUCGUAUUUUUGGGCAGGACUGCCGCGCGAAACUUACAAAGAACUGGAGGCCCGCAUUCUCCUCCUCAAACCGAGUAUCAGCCGCACCGAACCUUACCCGAUUGACAUGGCAAAAGAUGCUGCUCGGUUUAUCUUUGAUCGCGACACCUUCGAUCCUAACCGACAUGUCAACCUUGUGACGUCGGAUGACGAAGACGCACCGUUGGAUCCUCGAAGAGAAAGCGACCGAGGAGAUUGGAGCGAUUCCGAUAUCACGGAUGAAGACGAAUACAUUAGAUGGCGCCCGAGGCAUGACCGAAAGAGAAGGGAGCGCCGAGAACCUCGAACGAAGUCGGAAGAACCCAAGAGAGGCCGCAAGACGUCGCCAAGGAUCCGAUCCCGGUCGCCUGUUGCGCGCGAAGAUGCUCGUCGAACCCUGUACGAGUUAGAGGAAGAAGAACAUCAGGCACGACAAAUGGAUGAAGUCGAAGCGAUCGUUCACCAGAUGGCCGGCUUGAAGAUAAAUGAUCCGCGCUAUGCAUACUAUUUCCGAGAAGUCACAAGGAUCGACCCAUCUCUCGGAAAGAUUCUAGUCGCACCGGCAUUAGCGCAAAGUCGUCAAGUUAUGACGGCGUUCACUCACGAAGAAGAAACGCGCCGCCCUCUCGCGCAAGCACCACCGGCAUACCCGUACUUUCAUACGCGGCCUCCGCCGUUCUCGGCAACCUAUCCAACAGCCAGCCGGCCUCCGUUCCCGAAACAGAUGACCACGUACCCGCGAACGUGCUUCGGAUGUGGCGAGUCCGGCCACAUGAUGGGCGAUUGCGCCAAGAUGGAGAAAUUGUUAGCUGCCGGCACUCUGCGCAGAGACAUGAGAGGUCGUCUCAUGAUGGCCGACGGUCGUCGAAUUAUACGUGUCGACGGCCAGCCUCUGGUCCAGAUUAUCGAAGAAAUGGCUAAGUCCGGACCGCCGCAAUCGAUGUUCAUUCAAGUCCGCGAAUAUACCGGCUAUGAGCAGGAAACGGCGCGUCUGGAAAGCAAGGACCGAACGGAAGAAGAGUCCGACGAGGUAUAUGCAAGCGAGGACGACAACAGUAAAGAAGAGGACACCGGCUUCGUGUAUGUCGGAGCAGCCAAGAAGCGCCGGUUAGACGCAGUCGAAUUACCCGUUCGAGAGCGGCCAAGGAAGGCGAAAGUUGUUCGUUUAGACCCCCCGGAGCCGAUGAUGUUCGAUCCGGCUAACGAUGAUCACAUUAUGGAGGAUGAACCGAUGAAAACGAAGGCGACUCACCCGGAGAAGCCUAGAGAGAUAGCUCGAUCGGCGCUGGCGAAGCAUGUUGAUGCCGAAGCCUUGUAUACCAAGCUUCUCAAGACACCGCUCGUCGUAUCAGUGGAGGAGUUGCUGGCUGGAAAUAGAGAGAUCGCCGGCAAGUUAGUACGCGACAUGAAGAUAACACGCGCACACGCACCGGAAGGCCCACCCGCAGCCGUUCACGAAGCCAUAUUCCAUCCCACUAGCGUAUCAACUUCGCCUCAUGGCCCGCUAAUCAAAGUCUUCGUGAAAUGCGCCGGACACGACGUGGAGGCGAUCAUUGAUACAGGCUCGCAGAUGAGCAUCCUAAACAAGAAGGUCUGGGAUCAGCACGUCAAAGUACCUCGGGAUAUGCGGGAGACUGCGAAGAUGGUCGAUGCGAGUGGAAAUGUCAAGAUCCUGGAAGGGAUUUGCCCCGAUGUCGUCGUACAAUGCGGAACGGCGGUGACAACGGCCAACCUAUACGUCGGAGACAAAGUACCAUUCGAUUUGUUACUCGGACGCCCUUGGCAAAUCGAAAACAGACUCACCAUCGACAUGCGCAAAGACGGCACUUUCCUAGUCUUCAAGGAUGAACAAGAUCGCGUCUACGCCGUCGUACCCGUCCCCCAGAAUGCGCGCGUCAUCCGAUCGCCAGUACGAGCCGCUUUCAUGAUGGAACUUCAAGAUGUCGAUCAGCGCCGCGUUGGCGGAGUAUCCCAAGCUGAAGAGGCAGAGAUUAUAGCGCAAGAGGAAGAGGCCGGAGAACGAGCGCCAAACGACAUAGAGGAAGACGAGAUAGAGAAUACGGACUUAGAGCUGCACGACGCGCGACACGGCCGAGCACGUGCCGAGCAUGCCGAAGUCACCGGCAACUCCGGCGCCCCUACAGGCAUAACACUCCGAUCAAAGUCCGACGACUUCACGCGUCGCGGUGCGUAUCCAAAGCCGCCGUUUGACUGUCCUCCACUUCCGAUUCCCUAUGUCGACUACGGCACCGCUCUCGAUGGACACUGGCUCCUGGAUUCGAUGGGACUUACGAGCUGCUCUCCGACAAGUUUCUCGGUCCCCUGGGCCGCUCUUUCCGUCGAUCUGGAGGGCUUUCACAUCAAGGCACUCCUCUAUCCGGCAGCAACUCAUACGGUUAUACACUCUCGUAUCGCUGUAGCUCUGGAUCACUCGAAAGAUCGGACCUUCUGCCUGGACGAUACUGGGGAUUUCUGCCUGUCGAGACUAGUCUGGGAUCUCCCGAUCAAGAUCCGCAACUAUCUCCUCCCGAUCAACGCCUACAUCACCCCCAGUCUACCGGUCGAUUUGCUGCUAGGACGAGACUGGCUACAACGAAAUCCGCUAGGACUAGUGACUAUCGACAAAGUCCCCAUCCUCACUAUCGCCGGCGGCAUGAAGAUCUUUAUGGAAUCGUCCGCGAAGGAUCUUGACGCGGUCUCGACUGAACUUCACCUCGAGCAAAUCGAGGUAGACCAUAAUCACAUCUAUCGCCGCGAUGUUAUUACUGUCAGGCAGCCGCUACGAACAAAUCUGAUAUCUACAGAAAUCGCAACGCAUCCGACGCAUAGAGAAAUGUCGGACGCUCACGACGAGGAGCGAGCGCACACUGCAAUCGCGAGCUCAGCGAUAUCGGAUGAAGUCUCCGCCGCGUUUGGGCUCUUUGCGAUGGCUCACACCGAUCCCACACCGCGCUUCUAUCCUUCCCACUGUGCCGCUAUUCCCGUCAAAGUUUUCGGAAAGAAGGGGAACUCUAUAUUAGCUUUGAUUAACACCCGUGCUACUGUCAAUCUCAUCCACCAACGCCUAUUCGACACGAUCCGAUCUCCACCGCCGUCUAACCUAGGAGAACUCGUCAUACACGUUUCGCCGGAGAAAGAGAUACCGGUCAUCGGCCGCGUCUACGAUUUCCGAUUGCGAGGCCCUUGGGGAGAAUGGACCUCGAGCGACUUCUCGAUCGUUAACGAAGGCCAAUAUGAUCUUGUCCUCGGAACACCGUGGCUGCUUGAGAAUAAGAUAGAGCUCGUGCCGCCACCAAGUCCCGGGUCGGCGCCAUCUCUUACUAUGCGCGGACGAACGGUCGCAGCAGCUGAACGCACGAGAUCGCGGCAACCACGUAGCCCGGAGCCGGAAGUUCCAGGGCGUAUCUACGGCAUCCAACCCGACUUCUCGGAGGCUACACUCGACCAGGUCAUUCUCUCUCAGGAACCUAUUGCGGAUAGCGGCACAAGACUCCCGUCGCCUGUACCAAGAGAUCCGCCGCUCGUUCCGACCGAUCUCGUUACGAGCUGGGGCACUAUCCCCGUCAAAGUACUAGGAUUCACUAUAUACGCUAUCAUCGACUCCGGCGUCCAGCUAAACUCUAUCAAUGAGGAGAUCUGGAAGCAUUCGAAAACGCCGCUUACCGUCACAUUCGACUCUGAGAACUGCCCGGACUCGAACCGACUAUCUAUCGGAGCCAUAUUCGACGCCUCUCUUGAACUCGCCGGCAUGCAGACCGUUGCUACGCUUAGCGUAGUGCGGAACCUUCAUGUCGAUCUCAUUCUCGGUGCCGCCUGGCUCGGAACGAACUCGAUUACCGUAUGCGCGGAAGGCGCGAAGCGCCUAGGUCUUAUCUUUCCGGAUUUGAUCACCGUAGCACGCCUAGGAGGAAACGGCGUCGAUGUCGAUAAAGUCUCGCGAGACCUAUUGAAUCGCGAUCGAAUAAGGCCGGACGAUGACGAACUGUCCGACAUAGAUUUAGGCUCACGGCCUUCCUCGCCGGUACCAGAUCGGCAAGACUCAGGCAACAUCGUAUGGCGCUUCUGGAAAGGGAUGGUCCCUCCUCCGCGCAGCCUAGCCCGGAACGAUACCGAUAUUCCGCGAUGGGGAACGCGUCGCGUCCGCGUAUUCGGAGAAGAACUCACCGCUGUGAUCGAUCCCGGUGCGAAGUUCAGUACUAUCCGGUUCGCGCUCUGGAACAAGCACAUGGCGAAUCACAUCCACCGGCAGUCGGUAACGCAAGACAUCCCGGCGUACCUUCAUACGCCGAAAUGGGGUCCCGAAGAGCUAUUGGAUCAAGAUCCUACUGUCAAGAUUACAUUGGACGCUCACCUCGUAACAUGGGGAUCUCUCUACCUCAACCGCCUAUCGACUUGCGACCUCAUUCUAGGCGCCGAUUACUUACUUGAAAACUCGCUUAUGCCCGUUAUCGGACCUCAAGGCCGUCUUUGCUUGAUGCACGCGGAAUCGACUCGCGUAUUCGAGCUAGAACCGACGCGAUUUGCUCUCACCAAGUCAGAAGAAGAUUCCGGCGAGUGGGAACGACAUUCUGCAUGGGGUCUAUACGAGGAACCAAGUGCUCACCUUGCGAGCGAUCGGACGAUACACUCGUAUCCGCACAACCGUGCACGACAAGGUUCAUCGACGCCACUAUCGAGCGAUGAGGAAUCCUUGCAACCGGCAGCAUUAGUCGCGUACUUGCAAGCAUGGGAGGAUGUCGAAGAGUACAGCUCACCGUCCGAUACCGAUCUCAUCACCGUCGAAGAUUCCGGACUCACCGACGACAUUGCCUCACUAGCGGAUGAAGAACUAUCGGACGACCCAUUCUCCGGCGAGGAGAAUGACGACGAUUCCGACGACUACGAACGCAUGCCGCUGCUCCAGCACUCAGGCGAGUCUUUCUUUACCUUCGAAAGAAAAGACGACGCUGCCCUGCCCGAACAUGGAUGGUCAACAGAAUCUCUUGGCGGCAGCGCGUACAACUCGUCGCCGCAGAGCUUCGUUAUCGCAAACGGCUCGUCGCCGUCGUUUAGCCCGUUCUUGUCUAGCGGCGACUCGUCCGCCGCCCUCUCGGACAAAGAAGACGACCCUACCGAAACAGAUGCGACUCGGCCGCUAUCCGACGAUGAAUCAACGCAUUUCGUGCUAGCCACAAGAGAGGCGGGACCGCACCGAUCCGGAACGAACGAGCAAGGCACCUACUCCGACUGGAUCUUCCAACGCGCCACGGUCACUCAGCUGGACGAUCUACACGCCCCUCCGUUGACAGGGUAUGGAUACAUUCGCUUAUAUGAAGAGAUUUCCCCCCGUUCUCGUUCUCUGUUAUCCAUUCUUUAA